AUUGGUCUUUUAAAAUAAGCGCCUUAAUUAAGAAAACUGUCACUUGUUUAGCAGCAAAGGUAUCCACCAUAUCAUUGUUUUCACCUUCUUUGCAUUAUUUCCUUUUGUUGUUAUAAUAACGACAUUUCCAUAUUUCACUUCAUUUUGAUUGAUUAGUCAAUAGAUUUGAUUGAUUAAUUUCCAGCAUUUUUACCUUUUUGUAUUAUUAUAAUUUUUGAAAAUAUACCAAAUUUAUUUUUCUCCAUUUUUACAUUUUGAUUGCAAAAAUUAAUUACAAACUUGUUAUUGUCACAUAUUCACAUAUUCACAUUAUAAACUACAACAUAUACAUAUAUCAUGGAUGUUAAAGGAAGGUUAUUCCAUUGUGACGUAUGCAGUACCGACUGUUCCAACAGAAUACGAAUCAAAUGUGCCAUAUGUAACGAUUACGACCUUUGUGUACCCUGUUUUGCAGCGGGACUAACCACCGGCGACCACAAGCCAUGGCACGAUUAUCAGAUCAUUGAGCAAAACACGUAUCCUAUAUUUGAACGUGACUGGGGCGCCGAUGAAGAAUUGUUGUUGAUUCAAGGUUGUGAGACGUUUGGGUUGGGGAAUUGGGCCGAUAUUGCUGAUCAUAUCGGAAACAGAUCUAAGGAAGAAGUAGCCGCUCAUUAUUACAAGAUCUAUCUCGAGAGUAAGGAUUAUCCAUUGCCGGAGAUGAAUAAAGAUUUCCAUGACGUUACUCCGAUCCACUUUUUAGAAGAAAGAAAAGAAAGAUUGGCAUUGAGAAAGUCACAACCAUUGCCACCACCCAAGGGAAAGCCAGUUCCUUCUGUUCCUUUGUGUCACGAAAUUCAAGGUUAUAUGCCAGGUAGAUUGGAAUUUGAUCAUGAAGCCGAGAAUGAGGCAGAAGUGCCAAUCAAAGAUAUGAUUUUUGAUCCCGAAGAUCUGAUUAAUGAUAUAGAAUUGAAAUUGACGAUUUUAGACAUUUACAAUUCACGAUUAACCACCAGAGCUGAGCGCAAACGAGUUAUGAUUUUGAAUAACUUGUUAGAUUACAGAAAGAAUAUAAGCGCCGAUAAGAGGAAGCUGAAGGAAGAAAAGGAUUUACUUAAACGAAUUGAUGCAUAUAUUAGAAUAUUAUCACCGGAGGAUUUUGACACUUUUACAAGAGAUUUCUUGACUGAAUUGAAAUGUAGAAUUAGAAUACAACAAUUGCAAACCUGGAGAAGAAAUGGGAUCACUACUAUUGAAGAUGGAAAUAAAUUUGAAAAGGAUAAAUUGAUAAGGACGGCACAUUACCAAAGAAUGGGCAAUGGUACGUUAUCAAGCAGACACUCUGCUACACCGACUGUAAUGAAUGGUAGUAUCAGUGCCAGUAAUGGUUAUGGCAGUGGACGUAAACCGUACUCCAGUGCCAAUUCUCCUGCGCCAGAAUAUAAACCCAAGAUUUCUAAUAAUAGAGCUCCUUUGGAUAUUAGUCAUGCUGCAGACUUUGAUUUAUUAUCCAAUGAAGAAAAGCAAUUGUGCUCAACUUUGAGAAUCUUACCUAAACCAUAUUUGGCAAUCAAGAAUCAAUUGAUGAAAGAGGCGGUCAAAAAUAACGGUAUUUUGAAAAAGAAAGAUGCAAGACAAGCAUUAAAGAUUGAUGUUAACAAAGCAUCCAAAAUUUACGAAUUCUUCGUACAAAUGGGUUGGUGUUCCCAAGGUUAGGCAUCUAUUUUAUAGAGUAUAUAAACCUUUAAUCUAAAUAGAAUCAGUCAAAUUAACCAUUUGGUCAACCAUGAGUUUGAACUGGUUAACUUUUUUAGUUAAUUCCUCUUCUUUAUAUUCCAUUUCGCAUGCAAGGGAAUUCAUGGCUUCAUUGAUUUGUUGGAACCUUUUGUGAUAUUUAUAUCUAGCUAACAUCAAUUUAAGAGUUAUUUGGCCCUGUUCUUCCAUGUUGUGAAACCCAAGCUUGCACCAAUCUCUGAAUGAAGAGUGAAGUGAAAGUUGAUAUCGGUUGGCCAAUGAAAUCGAAUCUGGGGCUAUUUCACAACCUUCUACAG
Spathaspora passalidarum NRRL Y-27907 is the source of this 2030-nucleotide messenger RNA. It is a transcript of the gene ADA2, whose product is annotated as chromatin-binding transcription regulator. Gene Ontology annotation, cellular component: SAGA-type complex; nucleus. Bases 337 to 1695 code for a protein of 452 amino acids. Gene Ontology annotation, molecular function: transcription coactivator activity; zinc ion binding; chromatin binding. Gene Ontology annotation, biological process: regulation of transcription by RNA polymerase II; chromatin remodeling. NCBI's taxonomy places the organism in Eukaryota, Fungi, Ascomycota, Pichiomycetes, Serinales, Debaryomycetaceae. The transcript has a single exon. The record is from RefSeq and is a predicted model, not a curated record.